CAAUGAUAAAGGAGAUUCAAUACGGUACUAUGACAAAAGCGCUCCCAAUAAAGACUUGGUGCAUUCAUUGCAGUCUGAAGCAGGUGUAAGGAUAUUCGAUAUUAGUGUCGUUGGACCUAUAAUUCAAGAAAAGCCGUUAAAUUUACCGUGUGAUAGUCAUAUGUGUGAGCACUUUUGUGUAUCUGCAGCCGACGGAAAACAUGAAUGCGUCUGUUGGGAUCAAUAUAUUUUGAAAUCCGAUGGCACGUGUAGUAUUGAUCCAGGAAAUGUAAAACCUCCAGUAUACAUUAUUGCAAAAUCUGACUCUAUUGCCCUUUUCGACCCUUUGUUACUGCAUUACGGUGUGGAAAACAAGCAACAAUACAUCCGUGAUAUCAUCAGCGUAGCAGAAUUCGUGACAGCUUUAACGGUUGAUUCUCACAGUAGAUCACUAUUUUAUGCAACAUCGAAAAUUAAAGCAAUAAGACUGGAAAACGGAACAAGAUCGUCAGCACUGCGAGAAAAUAUCGGUCGUGUUUAUGGUAUGGCGGUUGACUGGAUUUCCUUCAAUGUUUACUGGGCCGAUUAUGAUUUACAUCAUAUCAUGGUGUCAACCUACGAUGGACAAGUUACGCAAGAACUUGUUUCGAGUGACGUCGUCAAACCAAUGAGCGUAGCCGUAGACCCUAACGCCAGAUUAAUAUUUUGGUCGGAGGUUGGUCUACCUGGUCAAAUAGAAUCAUCUGAUUUAAAUGGCAGUAAUCGGCGAGUCCUUGUAGAUUCAACAUCAGCUUCGCCGACAGCAACGACACUCGAUUAUAAAGAACAGAGGGUUUAUUUUGCCAAUGAUCAUAACAUGGAUAUUCAAUAUGUUAAUUAUGACGGCACCGAAUUAACUAAGGCUUAUACCAGCCACCAUUCGGUCCAAGGUUUAACCAUAUUUCAGGACUUCAUAGCAAUGGCUGAAACAUAUUCUAAUUUUGGAUUGAUUGAGGGAUUUCACAAGUCAUCUACAGAAUUAGAAGGCCUUAUUGAUAUUAAUGAUAGUGUUUACGCCAUUGAUAUCUUUGACAAGUCCAGGCAACCUAUCAUUGAUGAAAAUGGUGCAGUAAUUGGUGCUGUGUUGGGGGCUGUUAGUUGUAUUAUUAUCAUCAUCAUAAUCAUAGUUUAUUAUUACAGACGGCAGAAUAGACAACCACUAGCAGAAGGAGCAUACAUAAAUGAUGAUAACGGCAACAACAACAACAUUCAUCCCCCUGAUCCAAUUGGGCGUCUUCAGCCUCAGCCUGGUAUGCAGGGUCACGUGUAUGAGUCAAUUAGAGAAGGCCAGGCCCGAAUCGUAGCGAUAGACAACACCCCUACUGGAUUCCGACACAAUCCUGUGUACGGUCUAUCAGGGACGUAA
Anneissia japonica is the source of this 1384-nucleotide messenger RNA. RefSeq names its product low-density lipoprotein receptor-related protein 5-like. Lineage: Eukaryota; Metazoa; Echinodermata; Crinoidea; Comatulida; Comatulidae. The transcript has 9 exons. The record is from RefSeq and is a predicted model, not a curated record. The coding region runs from base 161 to 1384 and encodes 407 amino acids.